AUGUCGGCAUUGAAGAAGCGUAAGGUUGCCCACGAGGCGCCGGAAAAUUCGAGCGACGCCGACUCGUCGACACCGGAGGCUUCGCCGGGUAAUGCGGAUACCGCGAACGAGCAGCGCCAGGAAGAGGACUCGAAACCAGCGCCCAAGACGUUCAAGGAGCUAGGAAUUAUCGAUCCGUUAUGUGAAGCGUGUGAAACAAUGGGGUAUAAGGCCCCGACUCCGAUCCAAGCAGAAUCUAUUCCAUUGGCGCUACAGGAUCGCGAUCUGAUCGGCCUCGCCGAGACGGGCUCCGGCAAGACAGCAGCUUUCGCUUUGCCCAUAUUGCAAGCUCUAUUGGAUAAGCCCCAGGCAUUCUUCGGUCUCAUCCUAGCUCCCACUCGAGAGUUGGCAUAUCAGAUCUCUCAGUCCUUCGAAAACCUGGGAUCGACAAUAGCGGUCCGAUGUGCGGUCAUUGUUGGUGGAAUGGACAUGGUGCCACAAUCUAUUGCGCUUGGAAAGAAGCCUCAUAUCAUUGUCGCGACGCCUGGUCGAUUGCUGGAUCAUUUAGAGAACACCAAGGGCUUUUCGCUACGGAGCUUGAAAUACCUUGUGAUGGACGAAGCUGAUCGGCUCCUCGACUUGGAUUUCGGUCCUAUUCUCGAUAAAAUCCUCAAAGUUCUUCCUAGAGAGCGCCGGACAUACCUCUUCUCCGCGACCAUGAGCUCCAAAGUGGAAUCCCUGCAACGCGCUUCACUCUCCAACCCACUCCGUGUGCAGGUCUCGUCGAACAAGUACCAGACGGUCUCCACCUUGCUUCAGUCAUUCCUCCUCAUCCCCCAGAAACACAAGGAUAUUUAUCUCGUAUACCUACUAAAUGAGUAUGCCGGCCAAUCGGCCAUCAUUUUCACUCGCACCGUGCACGAAACGCAGCGUCUUGCUUUCCUCCUCCGCGCCCUGGGAUACGGAGCCAUCCCCUUACACGGCCAGCUUUCUCAGUCCGCCCGUCUGGGUGCUCUGGGGAAAUUCCGGUCUCGUAGUCGGGACAUCCUCGUUGCUACCGAUGUCGCGGCCCGUGGUCUGGACAUCCCCUCCGUCGACGUGGUGUUGAACUUUGACCUCCCCACUGACAGCAAAACAUACGUCCAUCGAGUCGGACGUACGGCUCGUGCAGGCAAGAGCGGUGUCGCUAUCAGCUUCGUCACGCAGUACGAUGCCGAGCUGUGGUUACGGGUCGAGGGCGCCUUGGGCAAGAAGCUUGAUACCUACGACGUGGACAAGGAGGAGGUUAUGGUCUUGGCUGAGCGGGUCGGUGAAGCCCAGCGCUACGCAAUCACCGAGAUGAAGAAGUUCGACGAGAAGAAAGGCACCAGGGGAGUCAAGAAAUUCGGCAAGGGGAAGCGAUCUCGCGACGAAAUGGACCAGGAUGAAGGCUAA
Messenger RNA from Penicilliopsis zonata CBS 506.65, 1413 nucleotides. RefSeq lists its product as hypothetical. The transcript has 4 exons. Bases 1 to 1413 code for a protein of 470 amino acids. NCBI's taxonomy places the organism in Eukaryota, Fungi, Ascomycota, Eurotiomycetes, Eurotiales, Aspergillaceae. Gene Ontology annotation, molecular function: RNA helicase activity; ATP binding; nucleic acid binding. The record is from RefSeq and is a predicted model, not a curated record.